Molecule: messenger RNA, 1439 nt
Organism: Diceros bicornis minor
Lineage: Eukaryota; Metazoa; Chordata; Mammalia; Perissodactyla; Rhinocerotidae
Gene: NRM
Product: nurim
Exons: 4
Coding region: 18-806 (262 amino acids)
Cellular component (GO): nuclear membrane
Source: RefSeq, a predicted model, not a curated record
CCCCUCGGUUUCUCGCCAUGGCCCCUGCACUGCUUCUGGUCCCUGCUGCCCUCGCCUCUUUCAUCCUGGCCUUUGGCACUGGAGUGGAGUUCGUGCGCUUCACCUCCCUUCGGCCACUUCUUGGAGGGAUCCCGGAGUCUGGUGGUCCGGAUGCCCGCCAAGGAUGGCUGGCUGCCCUGCAGGACCACAGCAUCCUUGCCUCCCUGGCUUGGGAUCUGGGGCUCCUGCUACUAUUUGUGGGGCAGCACAGCCUCAUGGCAACUGAGACAGUGAAGGCGUGGAUGUCCCGGUACUUUGGGGUCCUUCAGAGGUCACUGUAUGUGGCAUGCACUGCCCUGGCCUUGCAGCUGGUGAUGCGGUACUGGGAACCUGUACCCAGAGGCCCCGUGUUGUGGGAGGCUCGGGCUGAGCCAUGGGCCACCUGGGUGCCCCUCCUCUGCUUUGUGCUCCACGUCAUCUCCUGGCUCCUCAUCUUCAGCAUCCUUCUCGUCUUUGACUACGCUGAGCUCAUGGGCCUCAAACAGGUGUACUACCAUGUGCUGGGGCUGGGCGAGCCUCUGGCCCUGAAGUCUCCCCGGGCUCUGAGACUCUUCUCCCACCUGCGUCACCCAGUGUGCGUGGAGCUGCUGACAGUUCUGUGGGUGGUCCCCACCCUGGGCACUGACCGCCUCCUCCUUGCUCUCCUCCUUACCGUCUACCUGGGCUUGGCUCACGGACUUGACCAGCAAGACCUCCACUACCUCCGGGCCCAGCUGCAAAGAAAACUCCGCUUGCUCUCCCGGCCCCAGGAUGCGGAGGCCGAAUGAGGAGCUAACCCUGGUUCCAAGCCCUGUAUUUCCUCUCCCUGUGGAAUUCCAAAUCCCUUAACAUCCAGGCCCUGGCUGCUUCAGACCAGAGGCCCAAAUCUAUGAACUGAAAGGGGCUGUCCCUUCCUCUGGUUAAGACUCCACUCCCUGAGUCCCGCUCCAUACCCUAAAUUCUGAGUUUCCGCCACUGGACUCCAAGGUCCAUUUCUCACCAGCCAGGAAGAAGGGUUAGGAAACUUACCUGUCUCCUCACAGUUUAGGUCUUAAACCACCCCCCUGCCUCCCGCCCCCCCUUAACAACCUCCUCACAAGGAGAAGGGUCUGGCCUGACCAGUCCCCUGGCACUAUUACUGCCUCUGCGCCUCAGGGAUCCCCUUAUCCACGUCUUGCUUCCCUAGGAGCUCGACCCGGGUCUGCAAGUUUGAUGGUGGUGUCCGCCCCUUCAGGCUCCAUGCCUUGCAUCUCAGGGCGGCCCCACUGGGUGGCUUCUCCACCUCCUUAGGCCCCGCCUCUGGGCUCCGUCCUCAACCUAGUUGAGGAUGCUCCCCCUCUUAAUUCGGGUGACUAAGGGCUCCCUGUUCUCCAGAGGAACACGCGCUUCAGGAAAAUAAAAUUGAGCCUGGUUUUUCUCCA